CUAUCAGUAGUAGUACUAUCUUAAUUCGUGCUUUGUAUCAAAAUAUAAAAUGGCGGGACAACGCAGAACACCACAUAAGACUUAACUAUUAUUUCUAUAGUUACUCAUGAUAAAAUAUCAUAUUUUGAAUGACAUUCAUCAUAAAAUGUAUUUUGUAAAUUUGUCAUGAAAAAAUUAUUGUUUAUACCAUGAUAGUUUGUUCUGUGUUACAACUAUAGUUAGUUUCAGUGAACUGGUCAAGAACACAGAAUAUUCAAUAUAUCUAUAAUUAUCUGUGCCCUGUGGUGAAGAAGUGAACUGCAGAUAUCUGUGGGCUGCGGAGAGAUCUGAGUUACUGACCUAGUAUCAAAUUUUAAAUAUGCCGAAAACAAAGAAAAAAACCAUGAAAGAUAAAAAACUAUACACAUCAAAAAAGAAUGCAUCUAAACAACCUAAAAAACCCGUUUUUAAAUUUGAUAUACAUGAAAUUUUGAAAAAUAGACAAUUAGAAGGAAAGCUUAUGGAACAAACUGCCAAAUUUGAAGAAGAGAUGAAAGUUGUUGAUAAAUUGUAUCAAGAACAACUAAAUGACAUUAUUGAUUUUGAAGGCAAUGAUAAACUUCCUCCUGUAUCAAUACAUUUUAAUCCUGUUGACUGCUGUAAUUAUAAUAUACCCUUUAAAGAAGAUUCAGAUUCUGAUUCAACCAAAUUGUGUAUUCAACGCUUACAAAUUAUGCUAAUUGAAGGAAAUGAACUUGAAGCCAAUAUUCAUUUUAACCAUUUGUUGAGAGCAAAUUGGUCACCAGUAUUUGAUAAUGUCAAAAAUAUUUUAUGCAAUUGGCGAGCUGAUUUGGAUACUGUAACUAGUGAUCCAUCGUUAGAGUAUCAAAUGAAUGAUUUUAAAAACAUUGGACGGCACAAUUUUGAAUUAGUAACAACUUUCAUAUCUCACAGUAUACUGAAAAAUAACAAACAAUUUAGUGUUGACGAACUGCUAACAAUAGCCAAGUAUAUUGUUACAAUAAACUUUCACCUUUGUGGACAAAUGAUAAAUGUGUUAAAAAGAUUAUUUAGUACUUGUAUCGAGACAGCAUUAGAAGAAGACAAUGAUCCCGCUAUUAAAGCAUUUGUUGAAGAAUUGUAUUCAAAACAUAAUGAAGACGAUUUAUUAAUAAUGGCGGUUGAUUUAUUUCUGCCUUUUGAAGGACAAAUAAUGAAAAAAAUGUAUACAUAUUUAACAUACAAACUAUACAUGUCACUUUUAGGAAAGACUGACAAUAAUAAUACAUUUCCCUCUAGCAUCAAAGAAUGGUUUGUACAAGAUUUGGUGGAUAAAAAUUAUUUCAAAAACAAUCCAAAGAAAGUAUUGUUCAGUGUUAUUCAGUUGUUGGAACAUGUCGUGUUCAUAUUUGAUUUAUACAGUGAAGAAGAAAAACUGGAUACCAUGUAUAACUUUUUGAAUGCUGCGGUCAAACCAAGUGGAUUGUCAGAUUCCAUGAAACUCAUUAAUGUAUUAGAUCAGUGGAGGUUGCGAUUAUUCCGUUUAUAUGUCAACCGUCAAGCUGAUGGUAAACUUGUAAAUAAUGGCAUUACUAAUGAAUAAGUAUUAAUUUAUUAGUAAAUCUUGAAUAUUAUUCAUUAUUUUUAAAAUGUAAUUUUCUAUACAAUAUUCAUAUUAUUAAACUAAAGGUAAAUUUAUUUUUGACAGUUUUAAGUUAUCUUGAUUUAAAAUGUUAUUUGUACUAUAAUAAUUUAUAUUGAUGUAUCCAUAAAUUGUUUAUAUAAUAAUUAUAUAAGUAUAAGAUAAUCCAGUUUUUUUACACUGUAUUCAACUCGUAAUGUUUUGAAUGGCAAAUUAAAAACAAAUAAACUAUAAAAAAAAUAU
This is a messenger RNA of Metopolophium dirhodum (rose-grain aphid), 1864 nucleotides long. RefSeq lists its product as uncharacterized. Bases 359 to 1582 code for a protein of 407 amino acids. The transcript is spliced from 4 exons. The record is from RefSeq and is a predicted model, not a curated record. Lineage: Eukaryota; Metazoa; Arthropoda; Insecta; Hemiptera; Aphididae.